Messenger RNA from Cajanus cajan (pigeon pea), 1970 nucleotides. Its product is annotated as 3-ketoacyl-CoA synthase 6. Gene Ontology annotation, molecular function: acyltransferase activity, transferring groups other than amino-acyl groups. Gene Ontology annotation, biological process: fatty acid biosynthetic process. Lineage: Eukaryota; Viridiplantae; Streptophyta; Magnoliopsida; Fabales; Fabaceae. The record is from RefSeq and is a predicted model, not a curated record. Gene Ontology annotation, cellular component: membrane.
CACCAUCCCCUACCCUCACUUAUUGUCACUCACUCACCAAUUCUUCUUUCUCUUUCUCUUUCUCUUUCUCUAUCCAUAAACACAUGCCUCCAAUGUUGCCGGAUUUCUCCAACUCCGUCAAGCUCAAGUAUGUCAAACUUGGCUACCAAUACCUAGUGAACCACAUUCUCACCCUCACUCUCAUACCCAUCAUGAUAGGUGUCUUCAUAGAGGUUCUUCGCUUGGGCCCUGACGAGAUCCUCAACCUCUGGAACUCUCUCCACUUUGACCUCCUCCAAAUCCUAUGCUCAGCCUUCCUCAUAAUCUUCAUAGCCACCGUCUACUUCAUGUCAAAGCCCCGCACCAUCUACCUCGUCGACUACGCCUGCUUCAAGCCACCCGUCACGUGCCGCGUCCCCUUCGCAACCUUCAUGGAACACUCCAGGCUCAUCCUCAAGAACAACCCCAAGAGCGUCGAGUUUCAGAUGAGGAUUCUCGAACGCUCUGGCCUCGGGGAAGAGACCUGUCUCCCCCCCGCCAUUCACUACAUCCCUCCCAAACCCACCAUGGAAGCCGCCAGGGGAGAGGCUGAGCUCGUCAUCUUCUCCGCCAUGGAUUCCUUGUUCGACAAGACCGGCCUCAAGCCUAAGGACAUAGACAUUCUUAUUGUCAAUUGCAGCCUCUUCUCUCCCACUCCUUCUCUCUCUGCUAUGGUGAUUAACAAGUACAAGCUGCGGAGCAACAUCAAGAGCUUUAACCUCUCUGGCAUGGGUUGCAGCGCUGGCUUGAUAUCCAUUGACUUGGCACGUGACCUUCUCCAAGUCCACCCUAACUCAAACGCCGUCGUUGUCAGCACCGAGAUUAUAACUCCCAACUACUACCAAGGAAACGAGAGAGCCAUGCUUCUUCCCAAUUGUUUGUUCCGAAUGGGGGGUGCUGCUAUUUUGUUAUCCAACCGUAGGUCUGAACGUAGGAGAGCCAAGUAUAGGUUGGUCCACGUCGUUCGAACUCACAAAGGAGGCGACGACAAAGCAUACCGUUGCGUGUUUGAGGAAGAAGACAAAGAAGGCAAAGUAGGGAUUUCGCUUCAGAAGGAUCUCAUGGCGAUUGCAGGUGAGGCUCUCAAGUCCAACAUAACUACCAUGGGUCCUCUCGUGCUUCCCGCUUCGGAGCAGUUGCUGUUCCUUCUCACUCUUAUUGGUAGGAAAAUCUUCAACCCCAAAUGGAAGCCUUAUAUUCCUGACUUCAAACAAGCCUUUGAGCACUUCUGCAUCCAUGCUGGAGGCCGUGCUGUGAUUGACGAGUUGCAGAAGAAUCUUCAGCUUUCUGCGGAGCAUGUUGAGGCCUCGAGGAUGACCCUGCACAGGUUUGGGAACACUUCCUCUUCUUCUCUUUGGUAUGAGCUCAACUACAUUGAGUCCAAGGGGAGGAUGAAGAGAGGGGACAGGGUGUGGCAGAUAGCGUUUGGGAGUGGCUUUAAAUGCAACAGUGCUGUCUGGAAGUGCAACAGAAGCAUUAAGACACCGGUUGAUGGGCCUUGGACUGAUUGCAUUGAUCGUUACCCCGUUCAUAUUCCUGAGAUCGUUAAGCUCUAGGACGAGAAUUGAACAAAGGGAAACAAAUUAUUAUUGGUUUCAGUAAUGAUCCUUCUCAAUAUGCUGUACCCCUACCACAAUUCUCAUUUGUCAGUCAUAUUGGUUAUCAUAUUAUAUGCCACUUUUCAUAUAUAUUUUUGUUUUUUUUCUGUUUAUUUUCCAAACAAUUACAUGGGCCUGUUGAGAAUUUGCGUAGAGAUCGCCAACCGGUGUUCUAUGUAUUUAUUUAUGAAUGUGCAACAUGUAAGGGAAACACAGUUUCAGUUUCAAGUUUGUAUUUUGCUUACACUAUUGGAAGCUUGUAAUUAGGACUUGAAAUGUAAGAAGUAGUUUGCUUUGUUGUCAGCUGCGAGAAUUAAAGUUUCAUUAGCAUGGCCAAAAUGCAUUUAGCAGUAA